This is a messenger RNA of Medicago truncatula (barrel medic), 1844 nucleotides long. Its product is annotated as polynucleotide 5'-hydroxyl-kinase NOL9. The transcript is spliced from 7 exons. Gene Ontology annotation, biological process: cleavage in ITS2 between 5.8S rRNA and LSU-rRNA of tricistronic rRNA transcript (SSU-rRNA, 5.8S rRNA, LSU-rRNA). Gene Ontology annotation, molecular function: polynucleotide 5'-hydroxyl-kinase activity. Bases 154 to 1263 code for a protein of 369 amino acids. Gene Ontology annotation, cellular component: nucleus. Lineage: Eukaryota; Viridiplantae; Streptophyta; Magnoliopsida; Fabales; Fabaceae. The record is from RefSeq and is a predicted model, not a curated record.
CUCUGCUCUUGUAGUGUAGCACUGGAGUUGUACUUUCUCUCAUUCAACACUAUUUGAAUGCACACUAAAUCUUUACAAAGAUGAAUGACUAAAAGAGUUUUAUAAUCAAAGUGUAUCGGUUUUGCAAUUUCACAUACAAAAAAAGAAAGAGCAAUGGGUUCAUCUUCUGCUUUUGUCCUUCCAGACAUUUACAUCCCACAAAAAUGGUCACAAGCUGCUAACUCCAUAACAUCCAGUCCAACUCCUCCCAUCACACUUGUUUGUGGAGCAAGUAACUGUGGCAAAUCAACCUUCUCCCGCAAUCUCCUCAAUGUUCUUUUAACUAGAUGUAACAAAGUUGCUUAUCUUGAAACUGAUGUUGGCCAACCUGAGUUUACUCCUCCUGGUUUUGUCUCUCUUACCAUUGUUAAUAAAGUUACUCCAGAUUUGACGAUUCCAUGCCUGAAAACACCAGAGAGAUCCCUUUUUUUUGGUGAUGUUUCUUCUCAGAAAGAUCCGUCAACAUACUUAAAAUACAUAUGUUCUAUUUAUGAUUAUUAUCGAAAGGAGUAUUGCACCUUUGAUAAGAGACAAAAUUCUUCUAAGAUUCACUUGCCUCUUGUAGUGAAUACCUCUGGCUGGGUUAAAGGUGAUGGUUAUAAGGUAUUAGUGAACAUGCUAAAAUAUAUUGGUCCCACUCAUAUAGUUAAGAUAGGCAUAUCCACUGAUCUGAAGAAUAUACCUGUUGGAAAGUUCGGGUCAAAUGGGAAGAAUGACAGAAGAGUUAAAUUGAUUGAGAUAUAUCCAGCUCGUCAGGACUCAUCGGUGCCUGCUCAAAAGGAUGCUCGUCUGGUGCGCGAUUCACGAAUAAUAGCUUAUUUCAGACAGUGCUUUCCUAGUGAUUCAGAUAUUUCAACAAUCAAGGAUCUUGCAAAUUCCUUGACCUCUCACUGUCCUUAUAAUGUUCUCAUCGCAAGCAUAAAGAUUCGACGUGUUCUUCACGAGGUCCCAAUCUCUGAAAUACUCUCCAGCCUGAAUGCUAGUAUUGUCGGCUUAGCAGUUGAAUCUGAAGGACCUAAAAAGUUACCCUGGUGCCUUGGUCUUGGCCUUGUGAGGGGCAUUGACACAGUCAAAGGCAUGCUCUAUCUGAUUACACCAGUGCCAUUUGGAUCUCUGAAAAAAGUCAACCUCUUGCUUCAGGGUAAUAUCCAAAUUCCUACAAGUUUAUUGCAGGUAAGAAAUUGUUUUAUGUACUUUCUCUUUCUUCUCAACAUUAACUUGUAGAAAUAAUUCUUGUAAAAAAAGUUAACUUUAUUACUUUGAGCUACCAAAGGAAAACUUUCUGUUGGUUUUUCCUGUAGGUUAGAUGAGAGAAAAAGAAGCAGAAAAGAAAACAAAGCAAAACUAUGCCCUUAAAAAGGACACCUCUAAGGCAUCAACUACUAACUGAUGACAAAUUAGGAAGAGACUCGUAAACCGUAUAUCAAGAGUUUCCAAAUUAUCUGUUCCCAAUUUGCAUGAGUCCAUACCUUUAUUUCUUAACAUCAAUCUUGUCAACCAUGUUUCAAAACUUCAAUCUGUGUUUUAUGGAUCAUGAUUAACAAAUGCAUGUACUAAUGUAAAAAAGAAUACUUAUUUUCAGGUCUAGGGAUGCAUAUCAGCUUACAUGUCAGAGAAUGUAUUGACUACAGCCUAGUUAUUUUCCAUGAGUUAGCAAAGAAAAUACCUUUAAUCUUUAUAGUAACAGAUUUAUUAUGAUACUUACCUUUCAUGGAAGCAGCAGCACAUGGAUUAUAAUUUAUAUAGUAUGCCUGAUAGUAUUUUUUUAGUUUUCCUUUAUAUUUAUGAUUAGUUGUGUAUUUUUC